UAUACAGCAGCAGCUUCCUGUAGUUUACACCUGCCCAGAGGAGGGAGGGAUGCUCAGCUGAGUCCAGAAGGCAGAGCUUGGCUGGAACAGGCGACGACAACUUCUCUGCAUCUGUGCUUUCUUUCUUUUCUUUUUUUUUUCUUCCAUCCACUGGUCUUUAUAUCUGCUGUUUUUACUGUCUAAGGAUGCUGUUGCACGUCUCGUGUGUGGUUUGGGCUUCAACUGUCAUUUUUCUGCAAAACAGGUCUGCGCUCUGUAAGGAGAUGAAACUCCCCAGCAAGGCGUCCAGGCCCCCCUCACCAUCUGACUUUCUGGACAAACUGAUGGGACGCACAUCUGGAUACGACGCUCGCAUUAGACCCAACUUCAAAGGUCCUCCUGUCAACGUCACCUGUAACAUCUUCAUCAACAGCUUCGGAUCCAUCACCGAAACGACCAUGGACUACCGGCUGAACGUGUUUCUACGACAGCAGUGGAAUGACCCUCGACUGGCGUAUAAGGAGUAUCCAGACGACUCUCUGGACCUGGACCCUUCAAUGUUGGACUCCAUUUGGAAACCUGACCUCUUCUUUGCAAAUGAAAAAGGAGCCAACUUUCACGAGGUCACGACAGACAACAAACUGCUUCGGAUUUUCCAGAAUGGAAAUGUGCUCUACAGUAUCAGGCUGACACUUGUCCUCUCCUGUCCCAUGGAUCUGAAAAACUUCCCCAUGGACAGCCAGACGUGUACGAUGCAGCUUGAAAGCUUUGGCUACACCAUGAAUGAUCUUAUUUUUGAAUGGCUGGAUGUGGGAGCGGUGCAGGUGGCCGAUGAUCUGAUGCUCCCCCAGUUCGUGCUGAAAGAGGAGAAAGGCCUGGGCUACUGCACCAAGCACUACAACACAGGUAAAUUCACCUGCAUCGAGGUCAAGUUCUACCUUGAGCGUCAGAUGGGCUACUACCUGAUCCAGAUGUACAUACCGAGCCUGCUCACCGUCAUCCUGUCCUGGGUGUCGUUCUGGAUCAACAUGGACGCGGCUCCGGCCAGAGUCGGGCUGGGAAUCACCACGGUGCUCACCAUGACGACGCAGAGCUCCGGCUCCAGGGCCUCCCUGCCAAAGGUGUCCUACGUGAAAGCCAUCGACAUCUGGAUGGCGGUGUGUCUUCUUUUCGUGUUCGCCGCACUGCUGGAGUACGCGGCCGUUAAUUUCGUUUCGCGGCAGCACAAGGAGUUCUUCAGACUGAGGAGGAAGCUCAAAGAACAACAGCGGCAGAGAGCUCAGGCAAGUAGUGACAGUAAGGUGAAAGGAAACAACACGUCAGGCAACAACGCUCCUCACGGGAACGCGGCCCAGCAGUGCAGCGUCUGCGCCCGGGAGGAGGAGCUGGCACAACAGGGUUUACUCUUCCAGAGUUAUGGACUAUCAUUGUCAACAGGAACCGCAGCGGAAAUGGAUGCAACGCCCGUCUUUGCAGAUUUACCCCCCGGCUUAGGUUUCUACGACAUACGCCGGCGCUUUGUGGAUCGGGCAAAAAGGAUUGACACCAUCUCCCGAGCUCUUUUCCCCAUGAGCUUCCUCAUGUUUAACGUCCUCUACUGGCUCACCUACAAAGUUCUACGACAUGAGGACCUUCUAGCCGCACUGUGACAACACAACCACUGAGGACCGUAAAGACAGUGGAUAACUUUAAUUCUGCUCUCAUCACUGAAACAUUUACAGGCUGAGAGUCCUCAGCCGAGCCAUGCAAGAUGCGUUGUGACUGCAUGUCCAGUGCCAUCGGAAAAUUCCAUGACAUGGAGGAGUCCAUCGGCCUCUUUAAAUUUUUAAUACUUAAAGAUAUGCACUCUUUAUUGGCACUGAUGCUUUAUGCAUUACAUGUCAGUGUACGUUAUGUGUGUACCGUCAGCAUCUGAAGAAUACGCUUCUUUGGA
This is a messenger RNA of Acanthopagrus latus (yellowfin seabream), 1912 nucleotides long. It is a transcript of the gene glra4b, whose product is annotated as glycine receptor, alpha 4b. Gene Ontology annotation, molecular function: chloride channel activity; transmitter-gated monoatomic ion channel activity; glycine binding. NCBI's taxonomy places the organism in Eukaryota, Metazoa, Chordata, Actinopteri, Spariformes, Sparidae. Gene Ontology annotation, biological process: regulation of membrane potential; chloride transmembrane transport; chemical synaptic transmission. Gene Ontology annotation, cellular component: neuron projection; plasma membrane; synapse. The record is from RefSeq and is a predicted model, not a curated record. The transcript is spliced from 10 exons. Bases 186 to 1628 code for a protein of 480 amino acids.